GGCGGGGCGUGCAGGAAAGGGAGGCAUGGCGUGCGGCUUCCGUAGGUCGAUCGCCUGUCAGGUACUGUCUGGAGCGAGCCGGCGGGAGCCAGGGCCGGAGGAUGCUGCCUAGGCCGGCUCUGCCUCCUCCCUGAGCUGCGGAGUGGGAAGACCCUCGAGAGCACUGGGUGCUCCCUGUCUUCUCAUUUCCCGUUCUUCAUGCUUUAACCUGGGCGGACUGACCAUGGGCCAUAAUAAGACCCUGUAGAAAUUAAUGUUCCUCGUUCGUUUAUACUAUUUAUUUGCUCUCAUGAAUAACCUGACAGUAUAUACCUCGAAUAAGAAACUUUGUAGCUUAGUAAACCUGUAGACCAUGUUCUCCUGAGAAAAGCUCUAAAUCCAGUCUUGGAGACCAUUGAAUAAAAUAGGUGAUUUAAAAUUCAUGCUAAGGGCUGCGGAGAUGGCUCCGUGGGUGAAGUACCUGAUAUACAAGCAUGAGUCCCUGAGUUCGAAUUUCCAGAACCUAUGUAGAAAAACCUGCAUGGCUAAGGAAGUCUGAAACCACACUUCUGGGAGGUGGAAACAAACAGAUGGAGCCAGCUCCUGGUUCAGCUUUCCAGAGUAUUGGCUCUUCCACCAGAAAGCUUGAUCAAGUCAAUAUCUGCUGUUCCAGUUUCAAAAAAAGAAGAAGUGGCAGACUUUCAGCUUUCUGUGGAUUCCUUACUAGAAGACAACAAUCACAAGUCACAGCUAGACACUCAAGAUCAAGCCAGGAGACUGGUAGAGAAGCUUAAGUGUGAUACAGUAGUGACAGCCAUCAGUGCUGGUCCAAGGACUCUAAAUUUCAAAAUAAACAGAGAAUUAUUAACCAAGGCAGUGUUACAACAAGUAACUGAAGAUGGCUCUAAAUAUGGGUUAAAAAGUGAGCUUUUCUCAGAUCUCCCUCAGAAGAGGAUUGUGGUUGAAUUCAGUUCACCUAAUAUUGCUAAAAAAUUCCAUGUUGGACAUUUGCGUUCCACCAUUAUAGGAAAUUUUAUAGCAAAUCUAAAAGAAGCUUUAGGGCAUCAAGUAACAAGAAUAAAUUACAUUGGAGAUUGGGGCAUGCAAUUUGGGUUGCUGGGAACUGGUUUCCAGCUGUUUGGCUAUGAAGAGAAACUCCAGGCCAAUCCUUUACAGCAUCUCUUUGAUGUUUAUGUACAAGUUAAUAAAGAAGCGAUGGAUGAUAAAAAUGUAACAAAAUCAGCACACGAGUUCUUCCACCGACUAGAACUGGGUGAUACGCAGGCACUGUCACUGUGGCAGAGAUUCCGGGACUUGAGCAUUGAAGAAUACACCCAGAUUUACAAGCGUCUUGGAAUAUACUUUGAUGAAUAUUCAGGAGAAUCAUUUUAUCGUGAAAAAUCUCAAGAUGUCUUAAAGUUGCUUGACAGCAAAGGACUUCUACAGAAAACAGAAAAGGGAAACGUCGUAGUAGAUCUCUCCGGGACUGGCGACCUCUCUUCUGUCUGCACCGUAAUGCGAAGUGACGGGACUUCUCUCUAUGCAACCAGGGACCUUGCAGCUGCUAUACAUCGCAUGGACAAGUACAAUUUUGACACAAUGAUUUAUGUCGCAGACAAAGGGCAAAAAAGGCAUUUUCAGCAAGUGUUCCAAAUGCUGGAGAUCAUGGGCUAUGACUGGGCAGAAAGGUGCCAGUAUGUACCCUUUGGAGUAGUAAAGGGAAUGAAGACUCGAAGAGGAGAUGUCACUUUUCUGGAAGAUGUCUUAAAUGAGGUUCAAUCAAGGAUGCUACAGAACAUGGCUUCUAUUAAGACAACAAAAAAAAUGGAAAACCCUCAGGAGACUGCAGAGAGGGUGGGGCUUGCAGCUCUCAUCAUCCAGGACUUCAGAGGCUUGCUCUUAUCCGACUAUCAGUUCAGUUGGGAUCGUGUUUUCCAGAGUCGUGGAGACACUGGAGUCUUCCUGCAGUAUACCCAUGCCCGCCUCUGUAGUCUGGAAGAGACUUUUGGAUGUGGGUAUCUCAACGACUUCAAUGUUGCUUGUUUGCAAGAGCCACAGUCUGUUUCCAUUCUCCAGCAUCUUCUCAGGUUCGAUGAGGUACUUUAUACAUCAUCUCAGGACCUACAGCCAAAGCACAUCGUUAGUUACCUCUUAACUCUAAGUCACCUUGCAGCUGUGGCACAUAAAACACUCCAAGUGAAAGACAGUCCUCCUGAUGUGGCUGCGGCCAGACUUCAUCUUUUCAAAGCUGUUCGUUCUGUCUUAGCCAAUGGAAUGAAACUUCUUGGAAUUACACCUGUAUGUAGAAUGUAAUUUCUAGAUAAAGUAUGUUUUUAUGCAAAUAAGUUCUAGUUGUUAUCAGAUGCCUUGCUGUUCAGAAUAGAAUUUAAAGUAUUAUUCUGUCCAAGAAUGUGUGUAGUAGAGUGUGUUUGUUUUGAGCUUUUUUUGGGGGGGAGG
This is a messenger RNA of Arvicanthis niloticus (Nile rat), 2436 nucleotides long. The record is from RefSeq and is a predicted model, not a curated record. NCBI's taxonomy places the organism in Eukaryota, Metazoa, Chordata, Mammalia, Rodentia, Muridae.